Didymodactylos carnosus is the source of this 1898-nucleotide messenger RNA. NCBI's taxonomy places the organism in Eukaryota, Metazoa, Rotifera, Eurotatoria, Philodinida, Philodinidae. The record is from the annotation of a GenBank genome assembly.
AGAUUAAAAUUGAUCAACAUAGCGAGUGGAUGUGUUGAAACAGAAACGAUUCUUUUUCUAUCAUAUCGCACUGUAAAUAAUGCUUCGUUUUUAUUUUAAGUUAUUUAUUUAAUUGACUGUCUGGUCUUUUAGUUGUUUUUAACCAUUAUUGUAUUCAUUUUUUACUGUGUCAUUUAAUUUUGAUACCUUUACAUUAAUGUAAUUUGCUUUUUGUGUCUAAUCGUUAAUUUAUUAAACUGCUUCAAAAGCUUAAUACUAGGGGACUUUAACGCUUGAGUAUGGGGGGCUUCGUGCCGGUUAACGAAAUAUUCACCUAAGUUCAGUCGUAGGAACUGUCACACAGAUAUAAUAUUCUCGUUGCUUUUUGAUUGAAUUAAAUAAUAGGUCGUUCGAAUGCGGUUUCGCGAUAACAAUGAUAAAUUUUAUUUUGUAAAUAAAUUAUUCUAAUUCAUGGCUCACCGCUAUUGUUAAUCACUUUAUCCUAAUGACGUUUUCAACGAAAUUUUGUGUGGCAUGAAAAAUAUUCGCAAUGCAAGGUUGCAUUCUGCAUUAUGUGAGCGAGAGACUUGAGUUAAACAAAGUUUUCAUUUUGGAGAACAGUUUAACAUGGAAUUGUUUAUUCUAGAUAAUAGCAUAAAUCGAGAGGAACGAGUAGUUUGUUGAAAGUAACCGCGCGCUACUGUCUUUCAAACAAAUGCAAUUUUAUGAUCGGUACAUAACGACUGACGAUGAAAAUUUUCUAAGUUUAAUCGAAGACGAUUUCGAUAAAUUUAUAUCGACAAACGAAACCUUGAGGUAUAUUUUCUCGUUGCGCUUUCGAUGAAACAUAGUAUUUCUUUCUUUUCAGUGUCCUUGUCUUUCCGCCAUUCGAUAGUUAUCAUCGUUUAUUAAUUCAUCGGGCACGAGACCAAAACUCGAAUUUAUUUAGUAUAUCCGUCGGCGGAAAGGGUAGUCGACGAACACUUGUCUGUUUCAUCGAAUUAGCAGCCAAAAUGGCUGAUGCCACCAGCUCAACCUUCAUCGACCAAUCUACAAUGAACAAUACGACACUCGAUGACAUAACCAGUCAAAAUAAAAAUCGUCGUCCAGAUCAAGUUUUGUAUAAACCACGCAGUCAGACAACGAAAAAUGGCGUUAAUGGAGACAGUUGCGAAGCGAAAACAACAACAGAAGAAACGACGAAUGAUAACGUCACAGUUCCAUCACCUUCCGCAACAACAGUGGCAUCAAAAAAAUGUUCGUCAUCAAAGCCAAAAUUGAAAGGUGCUCGUCCAUCAUUAGAAACUUACAUCCCACCAUCACGACGUCGUAGUACAAAAAAAGAGGAGACUUCUGUAUCCGCAGAAGAUAAACCGCAAAUCUUGGCGACGACGACGACGACGACCACCACCACUGCUAUAGAUAAUAUUGAUUCGGCUUUGUCAAAUAUAAAACUUUCGGACGAUGCAAGUUCGGAUGAUUCCGCAUCGUGGGAUAAAUUGUUUGAUGACAAUGGGAAUGCAAUCAACGAGGAUGAAUUUUUGGGAAAACUUCGGACUACAUUCAAAGAAGAAGAUAUUUCAGUUAAAAAAGUUGCAAACGAUUAUUCGAAAUGGUCAUUGGAGGAUAUACAAAUAAAUGAAGCAGAGUUGUGUCAUGUUGUUGAAGCCUAUGAUUUUCCCUCGCAAUUUCGUACAGAAGAUUUAGCGGCCGCAUUCAGAACAUUAACACGAACUACAUUUGAUAUCAAAUGGGUUGAUGAUACUCAUGCUCUAGUUGUUUUCCCCGAUGCUAGUUCGACUCUUGAUGCAUUACAAAUGCAACAUGCACUUAUGAAAAUUCGUCCCAUGUCUCAAGCAUCAGUCGCCUCUCGAAAAAAAGCAAAAACAUCUAGCGGUACGAAUAUAUUUGUGAAAUGA